CAAAAAGUGAGCGGACAGAAAGAAAAGGGGAGACUCGGAAGGGGCAGACCACGUAACAAAAUAUGGUCCGUGCGUAUAAUGUAAGACUCCUGGAAGUACACGAUGUUUUCUUUCCUUUUUUCUUCCUCUUUCUCUGCUCUUUCUCUCUCUUUCUUCUUCUCCUACUCUUCAGAUUAUGUAGAACAACUAGCAAGAACAAAAUACCAAGACAAAGAGAGAGAAACAGCAAUUUAAGAGAGAGAAAGAAUGUCGUCUAAUGUGGAGAAUUCAUCGCUGAUCGCUAACUUCUCCGACGGCAUUGAUGAUGUUGAAGAAUUUUCGAAUGAGGGAAAAUCGUCUAUGUCAUAUGAGAGAUUUCAACAGUUGUUUGAGUUUGUGCAAGGUGGAAAUCAAGCUUUUCGUUGUGGUAGAUAUGAGGAGGCAAUUAAUUAUUAUUCACAAGCCAUUCUUGUCAAACCGGGGGAUCCGAUUAUUCUGAGCAAUAGAUGUGCAGCUUACAUAAGGUUAAGCCUUUUUUUAAAAAGUCGGGCCCCUGAUGUUUCUGAAUGUAAUCCAUUGUAUGGGCUGGAUCCAACAACACAUGCUGAACUUGCAUUGAAGGAUGCUGAAAAGGUGAUGAGCUGUAGAGAUAAUGCUAUUAAGUCGUACAUAUUGCAAGCUGAUGCUCUUUUCUUGUUAGAGAAAUAUGAGCUGGCACGUGAUGCUGUUAUUGCUGGUCUGCAGCUGGAUCCACAUAGCACCCAUCUUCAAGCUCUUCUAAUGAUUUUGGAGAAAUUGUGUGCUGGUAUAGUUUGUGGAAGAAGCCGUGGAAAACUAGAACGUACUGAUGAGUUUGAUUGUACCCUAUGCCUAAAGCUACUAUAUGAGCCUGUUACCACGCCUUGCGGUCACUCAUUUUGUCGCUCAUGUCUAUUUCAGUCGAUGGACCGAAGUAAUAAAUGUCCACUUUGUAGAACUGUGCUUUUUAUCACUCCAAGGACAUGUGCUAUCAGUGUAACUUUAAACAACAUCAUACAGAAAAAUUUCUCAGAGGAGUAUGCUGAGAGGAAAUCAGAAAAUGACAAUUUGGUAAAACUCGGUGUUGAUUUGAUGCCACUUUUUGUGAUGGACGCUGUGCUCCCUUGUGAAAAGUUGCCACUCAAUAUUUUUGAACCUCGCUACAGACUUAUGGUUAGGAGGAUAAUGGAAGGGAAUCAUCGGAUGGGAAUGGUCACACUCGAUUCCACAACAGGUCACAUUGCUGACUUUGCUUGUGAAGUGGAGAUAACAGAAUGUGAGCCACUUCCUGAUGGACGCUUCUAUAUAGAGGUUGAAGGACGCAGAAGGUUUCGCAUCCUUCGAUCUUGGGAUCAAGAUGGUUACCGUGUUGCAGAGGUAGAAUGGAUACAUGAUAUAUAUCCACCAGAAGGAACAAGAGAGAGAAAAGAUCUGCAGGAAACGACAAAUCAUGCUGCAGAGUUUGCUCGAAUGUGGAUGAUGAGGGCAAAAGAAGCAGCAAAACAAGAUCGAAGACGUCUCGCUGAGCUCCUUAAUGUGGAAGCUAUGAUGCCCUCACAUGAGGAUCCUGAGCGUUUCAGCUUCUGGCUAAUCACUUUAACAAGGAGAAGACCAUCCGAGAGACUAGAACUUCUACGAUUAAAAGACUCAUUAGAGAGAAUAAGAUGUGGAUUGAUUUACCUUAGACAAGAAGAGCAAGGCUGUAGGUUACAAUAGUAAUCGUGGUAAUAAAUGAUUACUAUAAUUGAUGCCCCUGUAAGAUAAUUCGAUUUCAUUUACUCGUUACUCCGAGUGUGUAGCAUAUCUUUUUUUCCGCAAUGAAUGUUGUGGUUUAUUGAAACUGUAUUUCUUUGUUCUAUAGACAAUAACUAGAUUCUUGUUACGGAAACUCCUGGACAUUGAAGAGCAUAAUUUUCUUCUUGUA
Amaranthus tricolor (Joseph's coat) is the source of this 1921-nucleotide messenger RNA. RefSeq lists its product as uncharacterized. The record is from RefSeq and is a predicted model, not a curated record. Bases 247 to 1713 code for a protein of 488 amino acids. Gene Ontology annotation, molecular function: protein binding. NCBI's taxonomy places the organism in Eukaryota, Viridiplantae, Streptophyta, Magnoliopsida, Caryophyllales, Amaranthaceae. The transcript has 18 exons.